Molecule: messenger RNA, 965 nt
Organism: Striga hermonthica
Lineage: Eukaryota; Viridiplantae; Streptophyta; Magnoliopsida; Lamiales; Orobanchaceae
Source: the annotation of a GenBank genome assembly
ACAAAGAAAUUUUUGUGCUCAGAUCAACUGACAUCGGCUCGCCCCAAGACCGACUCGGGAAGAGGGGCCGAGAAGCCGACACCCAGCCGCGAUCCGACCUGACGCCGCCAACGUCGCGACGCUCAAGUCCCAUUCCCCGAGUUAAUACCAACCGAGACACGUCGACGUCUUCCAGGAGGCAAGCUAAGGCAUACGCACGAAGGGCCUACAACUCGGGGAAGCAGGUGAUGACCUCGGACCUCAGAGAGACGAUCAAUGCCCGUACUUGUCCCAUCACCUUCACAUUAGAAGAUGCGAGUUUAUUCGACCAUCCGCAUUCAGACGCGCUUAUAAUUACGGCCCCCAUCUGCGGCAUUCCCGUCCACCGGAUCAUGGUGGACAUUGGGGCCUACACAAGCAUUCUCAUGCUCAAAGCAUUCAAUAAGCUCGCAAUUAACCCUUCCGAGGUCUGCCCCUGCAACAAUCGCGUCCAUGGCUUCAACGGAAGCAUAGCACUCCCAUUGGGAGAGAUCACUCUCUCUAUCAGAUUCGGGGGACACGGGCAAACAUCCAAGGUCAUCAUAGAAACCUUCAAAGUGAUGGAUCUCGACAACGAAUAUAACGCGAUAAUCGGGAGGAUGGCAUUAUACAAGCUCCAAGCUGUGGUUUUCAUUUUUCAUUAUGCCAUAAAAUUCCCCACGGCGGAUGGAGAAGGAACCCAUUACGGGGAGCAAAGAGAGGCCAGGGAGUUGUUCUUAGAGAUCCCUUCGCGGGAAAUCCACAUGGCAGAAAAAAUCGAUGUCGACAUGGGCGAGAACCGAGACACUCAGAAGGACGGGCAACCACCCACCUCGGACGAAGAAGAUAAAACCCGAGAUCGAGGAAGACGACCAGGGAAGGAGCCUGCGAAGGAGGAUGACAUCCUCGAUCCGCGAGACCAAUUCAAAGAGAAAAAAGAAGGCAACCGAGCUGAACCCUCUAAGGAA